AGGAGGGGGAGGAGCUUCAGGAGGCGGCCUAGCGGCCUGCUCCGAGCCGCGGGACCCUUGGCCGCAUGGCUUCCGUCUCCGCUGCGGCUGUGUCGGGCCGCGGGGCCGGGAACCUGCUGCAGUUCCUGCGGCUGGUGGGGCAGCUCAAGAGAGUCCCACGGACUGGCUGGGUAUACAGAAACGUUGAGAGGCCGGAGAGUGUAUCAGAUCACAUGUACAGGAUGGCAGUUAUGGCUCUGGUGACCAAAGACAAACACCUUAACAAAGACCGAUGCGUACACCUAGCCCUGGUUCACGAUAUGGCAGAAUGCAUCGUGGGGGACAUAGCACCAGCAGAUAACAUCCCCAAAGAAGAAAAACAUAGGCGAGAAGAGGAAGCUAUGAAGCAGCUAACCCAGCUCCUCCCAGAGGAUCUCAGAAAGGAACUCUAUGAACUUUGGGAAGAGUAUGAGACCCAGUCGAGUGCAGAAGCCAAGUUUGUGAAGCAGCUGGACCAAUGCGAGAUGAUUCUUCAGGCAUCUGAGUAUGAAGACCUGGAGAACAGACCUGGGAGGCUGCAGGACUUCUAUGAUUCCACAGCAGGAAAAUUCAGUCACCCAGAGAUAGUCCAGCUUGUUUCUGAACUUGAGGCAGAAAGAAACGCCAGCAUAGCUGCUGCCCCCCGUGAGCCAAGCUCCUGACAUGUCCUCUCUGUUGCUGCACUCCUGUGACAUUGUGUUUUUCCCUUCUGUGGUGGUGUGUUUUGCCACUGUUGCUGUGUUGAUUCCCCAGAUAUGAGUCUGUUUAUAUUCCAUUGCCUGGACUCCAGUAAGAAACGUGUGAUACAAUCUGGAUAAUAAAAGAAGCUACAGAACAGGAUGUGGUCCUGAAAAUGCCCCGGAUGAAGACUGGGGGUGGAGGGGGAGGAGGGCG
Messenger RNA from Ailuropoda melanoleuca (giant panda), 912 nucleotides. RefSeq names its product HD domain containing 2 (gene HDDC2). Gene Ontology annotation, cellular component: cytoplasm. The coding region runs from base 66 to 680 and encodes 204 amino acids. Lineage: Eukaryota; Metazoa; Chordata; Mammalia; Carnivora; Ursidae. Gene Ontology annotation, molecular function: 5'-deoxynucleotidase activity. The transcript has 6 exons. The record is from RefSeq and is a predicted model, not a curated record.